Neoarius graeffei (lesser salmon catfish) is the source of this 2874-nucleotide messenger RNA. Its product is annotated as syndecan-2-like. The transcript has 5 exons. Gene Ontology annotation, cellular component: membrane; cell surface. Gene Ontology annotation, biological process: cell migration. The record is from RefSeq and is a predicted model, not a curated record. NCBI's taxonomy places the organism in Eukaryota, Metazoa, Chordata, Actinopteri, Siluriformes, Ariidae. Bases 314 to 934 code for a protein of 206 amino acids.
CACACCGCCCCCGGUUCACUCCAGCUUCAUCCCGCUGAGCCACAUCAACUACCGAGACACACUGACUGCUGAAACACACACACACCGCAGCCCCUCUGUCAUGGCCUCCUUCUAGCAUCUCAGUAAUCGUCAAAGGAAAGCGGUGAAAGCAGCAGACUGUCCAUCAGCACUCCGAACAGCACUGAGAUUAACAUCUGAGAAGGAGGGAAACCACCGAUCCUGUAAGACAGACAGACAGACAGACAGACCCAAGAACCCGAGUGCGAUCGGAGAUUUGUUUGGGAAAAGCCCAGCAGGUUUGUGAGCAGGAAUAAUGAGGACCGGCUGGAUGCUGCUCGCUCUGACUGCACUUUGCCUCCUGGGGAAAGAGGUCCUGGUGACGGGUCAGCUUGCCUCAGCUGAUGAUCUCUACCUGGAGGAACAGCAGUCUGGUGAUUACUCUAUCGAUGAUGAAGAAUUCAACUCUGGCUCAGGAUCAGGUUUUGUUGAAAGUGAUGAUGAGGAUGUGCGGAUAACGAUUAACGUGUAUAACAUAAAGCCUACCCAGCAUUUCACCGAGACAAGCACCCCAGGCCUGGAGAUCACCUCACUUACUGUGCCAGACACACGGCUAGCCUCCACAGAUUCAGGAGAGCAGGUCACAAAGAUGGAGAAGCCCCAGGACAGUGACGUAGCCACCAGCGCUAGCAGUUCUCCAGACCUGGGAGAAUCUGACAAGCAAAGUGAGGUGCAAUCCGAAAACCUCUUCCAGAGGACUGAAGUGCUGGCAGCCGUUAUAGCUGGUGGUGUGAUUGGCUUCCUGUUUGCGAUCUUCCUUAUUCUCCUAUUGGUGUACCGCAUGAGGAAGAAGGAUGAGGGCAGUUAUGACCUGGGAGAACGCAAACUCCCGAGUACAGCUUAUCAGAAAGCCCCAACCAAGGAGUUCUAUGCCUAAAUGAACAAUUACAUGCAACAUUAACUUCCAUAUGACAAACAUUUCCUCAGUCAUCAAAAACAAAAGUUGGAAUUAUAAAAGACUGAGGAGGUUUUUAUUGGGAACUUAUUUAAUAACAAAGAUACAGUAUUUUUGCUUCAUAAAGCCAAUCAGAUAUUAUGUUUUUAUUAUGGAUCAUGACUUAUUUCUCAUGUGGUUUUUAAAAAUUGUUGGAGAAAAUAAUGUAAUAUAAAACAAUAAAUGUCAUGAUUUGUUUCAUCCGUAGAUUACUUUGUGACUAUAAAGGUACAUAUUUGUAUUUUUUAAAUAUACAAAAGGUCUGAAAUCUGGAUUGUAAAUGUAAUUUAUCCUUUAUGCUAUAAUAAUUACCCUGAUCAUAUUUCAGCAUCUCCAUAUCGAUGUCAAUAUUGAUCUCAUUUUUAAUUUAGGUAGUAUAGAAAAAGUUGUUUUUUUUAAAUAAACCAUUCUCUCUUUUAAACCGUUCUCUCUGUUGGGGCUUGUAAAUGUUUAGUGCUGUCAACACAAAUCUGUAUAUUUUGUUAAUUCAGUAUCAAAAUUUGGGGAAACAAUUUUCAGAAUGUCUUAUUUGUUCUGAAUUAUUUUUUAAAUCAAACCAAGAACAAAUCCUGAAUCAAUCAAAAUUAAUAUCUAUCUCUCUCUCUCUCUCUCUCUCUCUCUCUCUCUCUCUCUCUCUCUCUCUCAUAUUGCCAGGUAAAGUAAACUCACUGUAAAUUACUGUGUCAUUAUUUGUCAUUUAUUCCUUCUGGCCUUCUGGUUCUCAAGCCCAAGUUAAAAUGCUUUUAAAAAAUCCUAAUCCAUGACAGUUAAAGAGCAAUUGAAUUUUCCUUUUUAAACAGUCUUUUUUUUCUCCAAAUUUAGUACUGCAAAUUUAGAAUGUGACUAUAAUAGCAUUCCCGUCCUUAGCUCAAAUAAGGGGAGUUAUGUGCACUAAACAACUUCCGGUAUUAAAAUUAUUGCACCAGGGACAUUUGAUACUGUCCACAUAGUCAUGAAACACUAGUCUUGGCCAGUAAACUGAGCCAAAACCAGCAGCACACGAGUGCAUAAAUGUUCACUAAUGAGCUCUAAUCCUUCCAUUUCCAUGGUAUUUCACUUCUCAGAAUCAGUCUGAAGAGCUAGCCACACACAUUACUCUCCAGUCUGAUGUUUGUAUUGGUGUAAGAGUAGGUUGUUUACAUGCUUUAGUCCAAUUUCGUAACAAAUACUAAUGGUGAAAUUGCAGCUUCUGAAAACCAGUAAAUCUUAAUGCAGAAAACUCAGUGGGGACUCAGAUUGUUCAGUGAUAAACAUUCCAUUAUGCUAGAAUGAUUAAUCAGAUCGAAUCCAUGUGUUAUCCAAAAUGAUUGAGUAACAACCAAAAAAAAAAAAAGACGCUGAGUGCUUCAUGACACGGACAGUCCAAGCAUAAGUGCACUUCAUUUACACAUUUUGAGUUUUUACACAUACUGUCUUUACUGAUAAUGUUUCGCACAUUUUAAAAUGCUGAAUUCUUGAUUCCUGUUAAAUAUUAAUAAUUGUCAUCAUUGUCCAAAGCCUGUCCUGAUUAUUGUCAUGAUGAGUCUGAUUACAUAUUUACAUUCUUUUUCCUUUUCCUAUUUCAUUUUUGUUUAAUUUCCUUUAAGGAUAUGGUUGUUUAAGUCAAUGAUUUAUUUGUAUAUGUUAAUAUACAAUAAUUUAUAGAAUAUGACUAUUUAUAUACAACAUAUUAAAUGUAAUAUGUUAAAUACAAAACAAUCUAGCAAAAUGUAUGUUCACGUUUAAAUGCCCUUGAAGUGCCUACAGUUUUGAAAGAUCGACAAUUUAGGGCAUUUGAAGACAUUUGUACAACAAAAUGAAGGAUGGCGUUUCAUAAGCAUGGCUGAUAAAGGAAUGGUUAUGGAGUUAUAAAAACAGUGUUGUAAUAAACACUACUGAAUAAA